Molecule: messenger RNA, 210 nt
Organism: Anisakis simplex (herring worm)
Lineage: Eukaryota; Metazoa; Nematoda; Chromadorea; Rhabditida; Anisakidae
Source: the annotation of a GenBank genome assembly
AUGUCAUCGAAUUUCAAGCAGUUAUCAUCGAUGGUGUGUCAGAAGUUGGUGGGUCUUCUUGAGUUAUUCACGAAGCGUCACUCAAAAUUGAUAGAGCAUAUGCGGGCGAAUGCUGAGUAUGAAGUGGACAGUGGAAAGCAGCUGCCGAAUUAUGUAAGUUUCGAUGCAUUUUUUGGAUUUUGUUGUUUUGUUUUUGGUUUUUUGUUUUGA